CAUAAAUAUGUUUUAGUUUUAAUUUCAUUCUUUAAAGUUAAAUUCAAAACUAAUUUAAUAUUCGAAUGGAGUAUAAUCGAAGUAUGUUUAAAUAUCUACCCAAUGUAUUUGUUAAAUACUAAAUACUUAAUAUUUAAUUACAUUUACAUUUCCCACAUUUAAGUCCAACUAGUUUCCCCAACCAAAGUGCAAGUAAUUCAAUUUUAAACAAUUUGUCCUGAGGCUUUAAGGGUUUUUCUGGUAUUCCGAGUGGAGUGGGCGUAGUUAAUUAAAAAAUCAGUUGCAGGCUGAAGGUUCCCAUGCCCCAUAAUCUAUAAAAUAGUCCUGGCAUAGCACUCGACAUUUACUUGUCAAUCCGCUGGAGAAUGGGUAAGAUCUCGCUUUACGGCCUGGACGCCAGUCCACCAACUCGGGCCUGUCUGCUCACCCUGAAGGCACUGGAUCUGCCCUUCGAGUACGUGUUCGUCAACCUGUUCGAGAAGGAGAACUUCAGCGAGGAGUACUCGAAGAAGAAUCCGCAGCACACGGUGCCACUUCUGCAGGACGACGAUGCCUGCAUCUGGGACUCGCACGCCAUCAUGGCCUAUUUGGUGGAGAAGUAUGCCUCCUCUGAUGAGUUGUAUCCCAAGGAUCUGCUGCAGCGAGCCAAAGUGGACCAACUGAUGCACUUUGAGUCGGGAGUCGUUUUCGAGGCUGCUUUGAGGAGACUCACUCGUCCGGUUCUCUUCAACGGAGAGUCCACCUUGCCACGGAAUCAGGUUGAUCACAUCAACCAGAUCUACGACUUUCUGGAGACCUUUCUCGAUGACCACGAUUACUUGGCCGGUGACCAUCUGACCAUCGCUGACUUCAGUAUUGUGUCGACCAUCACCUCGAUUGGGGUUUUCCUGGAGAUGGAUCCGGCCAGGUAUCCCAGGAUUGCCGCCUGGCUGGAGAGGCUCAAGGAGUUGCCCUACUACGAGGAGGCCAACGGCAACGGAGCCACCCAGUAUGUGGACCUUUUGAGGUCCAAGAAUUUCACCAUCGUUCCCUAAAGAAAAAGGGAACUCCCAGAACGUUCCAGUUGCACUAGUUGGCUUUAUAAUUUUGAGGAGUCCUCGUUUGUUACUAGUUAUAUUAGAUUCAUUUACUUAAAAAGUAUUUGGUUUAAGAUUUUUAAAGUCGUUAUAAUUUGUAAAUAAAAUGUUUACUAUUGGCAAAAAAAAGCAAUUAAAAUAUUUUACCGAAAUGUAGAAUUUAUUUUU
Messenger RNA from Drosophila ficusphila, 1244 nucleotides. It is a transcript of the gene GstE4, whose product is annotated as glutathione S-transferase 1. Gene Ontology annotation, biological process: glutathione metabolic process. The record is from RefSeq and is a predicted model, not a curated record. Lineage: Eukaryota; Metazoa; Arthropoda; Insecta; Diptera; Drosophilidae. The transcript has a single exon. Gene Ontology annotation, molecular function: glutathione transferase activity. The coding region runs from base 366 to 1034 and encodes 222 amino acids.